This is a messenger RNA of Capsella rubella, 718 nucleotides long. Its product is annotated as pEARLI1-like lipid transfer protein 3. The coding region runs from base 39 to 548 and encodes 169 amino acids. The transcript has a single exon. The record is from RefSeq and is a predicted model, not a curated record. Lineage: Eukaryota; Viridiplantae; Streptophyta; Magnoliopsida; Brassicales; Brassicaceae.
UCCUGAAAACAGCAAAUACAACUUCAAAAAAAAAAACAAUGACUUCAAAGAACUCAGCCUCUCUUGCUCUUUUCUUCGCCCUCAACAUCCUUUUCUUCACCUUAACCACUGCAACUGAUUGUGGAUGCAACCCAAGUCCUAAGGUCCCAAGUCCUAAGGUUCCAAGUCCUAAGGUUCCAAGUCCUAAGGUUCCAAGUCCUAAGGUCCCAAGUCCUUCAGUUCCAAGUCCUUCGGUCCCAAGUCCUAACCCUAGGCCAGUCACGCCUCCUAGCACCCCUGGCUCAUCUGGAAACUGUCCUAUUGAUGCUCUCAGACUCGGUGUAUGUGGAAAUGUCCUAAGCGGUCUACUCAACAUCCAGUUGGGUCAGUCUUCAUCUCAACAAUGUUGCUCACUCAUCCAAGGUUUGGUUGACGUCGACGCUGCGAUUUGUCUUUGCACUGCUUUGAGGGCUAAUGUUCUUGGCAUCAACCUUAACGUUCCCAUAUCCCUCAGCGUUCUUCUCAAUGUUUGUAACAGAAAGCUCCCAUCUGGUUUCCAAUGUGCUUAAACGAUAUCAGCUAUUCGCACACACAGUGUUCUCUUCAAUAUCAUUACAGUUUGAAUAAUUGCAUGUACACUAGACUUUAAUGUUUAAAUCUUAAUCUGUUUUAAGUGAUAUAAUAAACAUGUGAGAGUUUUCUAGUUUAUUUCUGUAAACGUUCCCCUCAGUGUAUUUCU